Sciurus carolinensis (gray squirrel) is the source of this 2676-nucleotide messenger RNA. It is a transcript of the gene Paqr4, whose product is annotated as progestin and adipoQ receptor family member 4. The record is from RefSeq and is a predicted model, not a curated record. Lineage: Eukaryota; Metazoa; Chordata; Mammalia; Rodentia; Sciuridae. Gene Ontology annotation, molecular function: signaling receptor activity. The transcript has 3 exons. The coding region runs from base 362 to 1183 and encodes 273 amino acids. Gene Ontology annotation, cellular component: membrane.
GGGGCGGAGCCUGGUAUUCCCUCCUGCGUCCGGCCGCGCCCGUCCUUCGAGCUGCGGCGAGACUACCGGCCGCCGCCGCCAACUGGAGCUAUCCCCGCGGUGCGCCUACUCCGGUGAAACUGGCCGCACUGCGCUCGGGUGCCGGGUCUCCCAGCCUCCGCCCCGUGCGGGGGCGUCGGGCUCGCGCUUGCGCAGCGCGGGAGGGGAAGGGGCGCGGACCCUUAACUGUCGCGCGCGCUGACCCAGGACCCCGCGACCGGCAGCGUGGAGGCGGGCAGGAUGAGCUUUCCGGCGCUGCAGCCCCACUGAAGAGGAGGCCCAGGAACUGGGGGAGCACAGGCGGCCCGCGCUGCGCGGGGCCAUGGCGUUCCUGUCCGGGCCGCGCCUGCUGGACUGGGCCAGCUCGCCGCCGCACCUGCAGUUCAAUAAGUUCGUGCUGACCGGCUACCGGCCGGCCAGCAGCGGCUCGGGCUGCCUGCGCAGCCUCUUCUACCUACACAACGAGCUGGGCAACAUCUACACACACGGGCUGGCCUUGCUGGGUUUCCUGGUGCUGGUGCCGAUGACCAUGCCCUGGAGUCAGCUGGGCAAGGAUGGCUGGUUGGGGGGCACACACUGUGUGGCCUGCCUGGUCCCCCCUGCAGCCUCUGUGCUGUAUCACCUCUUCAUGUGCCACCAAGGCGGCAGCCCUGUGUAUGCCCGGCUCCUUGCUCUGGAUAUGUGUGGGGUCUGCCUCGUCAACACCCUCGGGGCCCUGCCCAUCAUCCACUGCACCUUGGUCUGCAGGCCUUGGCUGCGCCCAGCUGCCCUGGUGGGCUACACCCUGCUGUCUGCUAUAGCUGGCUGGCGAGCCCUCACUGCUCCUUCCACCAGUGCCCGACUCCGAGCCUUUGGUUGGCAAGCUGGGGCCCGCCUGCUGGUGUUUGGGGCCCGUGGAGUGGGGCUGGGCUCAGGGGCUCCAGGUUCCCUGCGCUGCUAUCUGCGCAUGGAUGCACUGGCACUGCUUGGAGGGCUGGUGAAUGUGGCCCGUCUGCCAGAACGCUGGGGGCCCGGCCGCUUCGACUACUGGGGCAACUCCCACCAGAUCAUGCAUCUGCUCAGCGUGGGCUCCAUCCUCCAGCUGCACGCCGGUGUUGUGCCUGACCUGCUGUGGGCCGCCCGCCACGCCUGUCCCCCGGACUGAGCUGCCUCCUGCCUGCUGUGCCGGCUUGCCCACAGCCUCCUGGAACCAAUAAUGCCACCUCCCUCCUGCUGGUCUGCAAGGGGCUGGCUCCCUGGAUGCUUACAGCUUGAGACUUCCCAGCUGGGAGCCCUUGUCUGUUCAUUCUUCCCUGUGGACUAACCUCUUCUUCCACUCAGGCCCUGGAACUCCAACUUCCCCUCCCUGCCUUCUUCCUCCCGGGUACUGUUGUCAGCUGCAAGGAAACCUUUCCUUCUCUGGACCUCAGUUUACCCUCUGUGACCUAUGAGGGUUGGGCCAGAGAGACUCUGGGGUCAUAUCCUGUCCUGACAGUCGGAGUCCUGCAAAUUUGCCACGCCUGCCAAUCCAGACCCAUCACCCCUGGCAUCCUGCCCUUCACAGGCCCCUGGGCCACUCCCUCUGGCCCCUGCUUCCUGACCUCCAUCUCCCUAUCCUGCAUGCCAGCCCUUCCAGCAGCCAGAAGCCCGUCCCCACCGCCAUCCUUCCAUUUAGACUGGAGUAAGGGUUUGGGGCAGCAAACCCUUUUCCCAAGACCAAGUGGGUACUGGCCCUUUUGCACCAGCUAGAUAAGGGACAUGAGGACAGUGGCUGCUUUUCCCAGUUAACAGAUGGACAUGAAGUGAGUGGCUCUGGACCCAGUCCCCACUGGGAUAAGGAGUCUGCCCCCCACCUUCAGUGCCAUGAUCUGACGGCUCUCUGCCUGCCUGGAACAUGUCCACUCAGGAAAUCUCUAGACUACACAGUGUGUGGUGCCAGUCUGCUGAGCCAAGGCCAUGGGGCCCUGGGCUCUGCAGCAGGGAUGAGCCUCAGCAGGAUCCUCCCAGCGGCCCAAGACCCUUGGCAAAUCAAUAAAGGGACAGGAAAUGCUCUAGUGGCACCAAGCUUGGGUGCUCCCAAGAUUCAAAUACAUUUUAUUAGACACAGUAGAUCCCAGAGGAACCCAGCUUUCCAGGGGAAGGGGCAGGAAAGGAAUAAGAGGUUAAAAGUACAGAGGCUGGGCCUGCAGCUCAGGCUGGGUCCAGUGAGUCCUCAAACAGGCUGAGGAGGUUCCGAGGCUCAAAGGAGGGACAGGAACUAUGAGGGAGCUCUGAGUCCAUGUCACUUAGGUCUAGGGCAUCCCUGCGGGAAGGAAGAAAAGAAAAAUGACACUCAGGAUCCCAGGCCAGCCCUGCCCAGCCCCAACUCCUGGGCCUGCUCACCUUGGCGUGUACCUGCCCCGGGGGGUGGAAGUAUUCCUGGCAGCACGGGCCAGAAUGGCCUCUGGGGAGAGCGAGGGCCUGCAGGAGGGUGGGCAAAACAAGCAAGGAGUUGAGAAGUGUAGGAGACAACCGCCCUCAGGUUCCAGCCCUGAUGAAGGGAUGAGGGCCAUUCAGGGCCACAAAGACGUGGUACACUGUGACAACCUUCAAGACCUCCCACCUGACUGUACCCAAAGAUCACUUCUGUUCAUUUUCAGAAUAUAGGCUUUAGCUAAG